CUGGAUUCAUUAUGUAUUUUCCCUAAAGAUACGGGCACCCACAGGGCCACAACUUGUCACCAGAUUCUCUAAUCCGUGCUGUUCCACGUGGGAAUUAUGAUUUGAGGUCGCACCACAUCAGGAACGGUAAAGUACAUUCAAGGUAAGGUAACAUAGCACUCAACCAAUCGAGACAUCGAGACCAAAACCAUGGGGCACCCGACGAUAGGUGGCACCAGCAUUAGCAGCCACACCAACAGCGCAGACCCCCCCGCCGAAGCCGACUUCCUGCUACAAGCGUACACGCGCCUACGACAGGCCAUCACCACCAACAACGCAGCCUCGCCCGACGGCAACUCCGUCCUGCCCUCGCAUAAAGCCAUCACGGCCUGCCUCAGCGCUCUGCCCUCCCCAGGCUCACCGUCCUAUCUGUCACCACUUGGCCCGUCCUCAACGCUCACCCACCUCCUCGACACCGUGCUACCAGCGCUAAACCACCAGUCCCUCUCUCCGCGCUACCUGGGCUUCGUGACGGGCGGCGUGCUCCCCAUAGCCGAGACAGCCGACAACCUGGUUUCCGCGCUCGACCAGAAUGUCCAAGUCCACAUGAUCCCAUCCUCCGCUUCCUCGCCUUGGACCCACUCCGCCAGCACAGCGAUCGAGGACUCUGCCCUGCGCAUGCUUAUCAGCCUCUUGGAGCUUGACACAGCUCCUUCCGAAAGCGACGGCGACCCCAGCAACGCCUGGCCCGGCCGCACCUUCACGACGGGCGCCACGGCGAGCAACAUCCUCGGGCUGGCCUGCGGCAGGGAGGCGGUCCUGGCCGCUCGGCUCCCCGCUGCGGAAGGGAGUACUCCCAUUACUGCGUCAGUGGCCGAGGUCGGCUUGCUCGCGGCGUGCCAGGCCGCCGGGGUGAGGGAGAUCAGGGUGCUCAGCAGCAUGGCGCACUCGUCGCUGCUCAAGGCGGCGAGCGUCAUUGGGCUAGGUCACAGGAGCGUCAAGGACGUGGGGCUGAGCGGGCAGGGGGAACCGUGGCGGCUGGACUUGGACGCCGUGGAGAAAGAGCUCAAGAGGGGUGCUGAGGACGGAGUGGCCCAUGUGAUUGUCGUCAGCGCAGGCGAGGUCAAUACGGGACGGUUUGCCACCAGUUUGUUGGAUAUGCCUAAGUUGAGGAGUCUGGCGGAUCGGUAUGGCGCUUGGAUCCAUGUGGAUGGAGCCUUCGGCAUCUUUGCCCGUGCAUUGCCAAAGAUAGACCAGUUCCUCAACCUGCACGCAAAUGUCGCUGGGUUGGAACUGGCCGAUAGUAUCGCGGCCGACGGGCACAAACUGCUGAACGUGCCAUAUGACAACGGCGUUUUCUUCUGCCGCAACGCAUCCAUCCUCACGCAGGUCUUCAGCAACCCCAAUGCCGCAUACCUCUCGUCCCCCGGGGACCCUACAGCCAUCCUCAGCCCCCUAAACGUUGGCAUUGAAAAUUCCCGUCGUUUCCGUGCCCUUCCAGUAUACGCAGCGCUCCUGAGCGAGGGCCGUGACGGUAUCGCUGCCAUGCUGAGUAGGAUGGUCCUCUUGGCGCGCGAGAUAGCUACCUUUGUGCGCGACUCUGACGACUAUGAAUGGCUACCGAGGGAAGAUGAAUCGCUGGAGAGCACAUACAUCGUUGUGCUGUUCCGAGCCAGGAACCCGUCUCUAAAUGAGGUGUUGGUGGAUCGGAUUAACUCAUCCGGGAAGAUGUUUGUAAGUGGGACCAAGUGGGACGGCCAAAAAGCUGCGCGGAUUGCCGUUGCGAACUGGCGGGUCGAUGUAGAGAGGGAUGCGAUGGUUAUCAAGGAGGUGUUGGCGGAUGUUGCCAAGGGUCAUUCGUAGCUUGCUGUCAUGGAGAAAAAGCCACUGAUACCC
Molecule: messenger RNA, 1875 nt
Organism: Canariomyces notabilis
Lineage: Eukaryota; Fungi; Ascomycota; Sordariomycetes; Sordariales; Chaetomiaceae
Product: PLP-dependent transferase
Exons: 3
Coding region: 190-1842 (550 amino acids)
Biological process (GO): carboxylic acid metabolic process
Cellular component (GO): cytoplasm
Molecular function (GO): pyridoxal phosphate binding; carboxy-lyase activity
Source: RefSeq, a predicted model, not a curated record